AUGAAAGCUUGUUGGACUGGAGUUCAGUUCUCCAACCACCCAGGUACUGGCCCAGGCCCUGACUCCCUGAAGAGAGAUGAAGAAACCGAGAUUCAGAGAGGUUCAGACACUUGCCCAAGGUCACACAGCUAGUCUCCCCUCCCCUCCCUCCGCCUGCCAGCUGGCCGCACCAUGGCUCCGAGCCCCUUCUCUACCGGGCUCCUCUCGCCGCCACCGGCCACUUUACCCUUUCUGUUGCUGCUCUGGGCCGGAGCAUCGCGGGGCCAGCCCUGCCCAGGCCGCUGUAUCUGCCAGAACGUUGCGCCUACACUGACCAUGUUGUGUGCCAAGACGGGCUUGCUCUUCGUGCCACCCGCCAUCGACCGGCGCGUGGUGGAGCUCCGGCUCACCGACAACUUCAUCGCGGCGGUGCGUCGCCGAGACUUUGCCAACAUGACCAGCCUGGUGCACCUCACCCUCUCUCGCAACACCAUCGGCCAGGUGGCGGCCGGGGCCUUCGCUGACCUCCGCGCCCUGCGCGCACUGCACCUGGACAGCAACCGCCUGGCCGAGGUGCGCGGGGACCAGCUGCGGGGCUUGGGCAACCUUCGCCACCUCAUCCUAGGCAACAACCAGAUACGGAGGGUGGAGUCAGCAGCCUUUGACGCCUUCCUGUCCACUGUGGAGGACCUGGAUCUGUCCUACAACAACCUGGAGGCGCUGCCGUGGGAGGCGGUGGGUCAGAUGGUGAACUUAAACACUCUCACUCUGGACCACAACCUCAUCGACCACAUCGCUGAGGGAACGUUCGUGCAGCUGCACAAACUUGUGCGCCUGGACAUGACCUCCAACCGUCUGCAUAAACUCCCGCCCGAUGGGCUCUUCCUGAGGUCGCAGGGCGGUGGGCCCAAACCACCCACCCCACUGACCGUCAGCUUUGGCGGCAACCCUUUGCAUUGCAACUGCGAGUUGCUCUGGCUGCGACGCUUGACCAGGGAGGAUGACUUGGAGACGUGUGCCACACCAGAGCAUCUCACAGACCGCUACUUCUGGUCCAUCCCCGAGGAGGAGUUUCUGUGUGAGCCCCCCCUGAUCACUCGGCAGGCAGGGACCCGGGCCUUGGUGGUAGAGGGCCAGGCCGUCAGUCUGCGCUGCCGGGCCGUGGGUGACCCUGAACCCGUGGUGCAUUGGGUGGCACCUGAUGGACGACUGCUGGGGAACUCCAGCCGGACCCGGGUCCGUGGGGACGGGACACUGGAUGUCACCAUCACCACCUUGCGGGAUAGUGGCACCUUCACUUGCAUUGCCUCCAAUGCUGCGGGGGAAGCCACUGCUCCUGUGGAGGUAUGUGUGGUACCUCUGCCACUAAUGGCACCCCCACCGGCGGCACCACCACCUCUCACGGAGCCUGGCUCAUCUGACAUCGCCACACCUGGCAGACCUGGUGCCAACGACUCAACUGCUGAGCGCAGGCUGGUGGCAGCUGAGCUCACUUCCAGCUCGGUGCUCAUCCGCUGGCCGGCACAGAGGCCCGUGCCUGGCAUCCGCAUGUACCAAGUCCAGUACAACAGCUCCGUGGAUGAUUCUCUCGUGUACAGGAUGAUCCCAUCCACCAGCCAGACCUUCUUGGUGAACGAUCUGGCGGCCGGCCGCGCCUACGACUUGUGUGUACUGGCAGUUUACGACGACGGUGCCACGGCUCUGCCAGCCACUCGAGUGGUGGGUUGCGUGCAGUUCACCACGGCCGGGGACCCCGCGCCUUGUCGCCCUCUGAGGGCCCAUUUCUUGGGCGGCACCAUGAUCAUCGCCAUCGGGGGCGUCAUCGUCGCCUCGGUCCUCGUUUUCAUCGUCCUGCUCAUGAUUCGCUACAAAGUGUACGGCGGCGACGGGGAGCACCGCCGCGUCAAGGGCACGUCGUCGUCCCGGUCGCCGCCGAGGGUCAGCCACGUGUGCUCGCAGACCAACGGCGCAGGCGCGCAGCUGGCCGCCGCCCCCGCCGCCCCGGACCGCUAUGAGGCGCUGCGCGAGGUGGGCGCCCCGGCGGCGGAGGCCAGGCCCGCGUCCGCGCAGGCGGCCUGCGGAGACCCCGAGGCGCCCCUCGGACGCCCCCUGGGCGGCUCGGCCACCUCGCUGUGCUUGCUGCCCUCCGAGGAAACUUGCGCGGAGGAGCCUCGGGCCGCGACGACGGGUCCCCGGAGGAGCAGGUCGGGGGCGCUGGGACCACCGGCUUCUGCGCCCCCGACUCUCGCUCUGGUUCCCGGGACUGUCCCGACUCGAGCGAGGCCGCAGCAGCGCUAUUCCUUCGAUGGGGACUACGGGGCGCUGUUCCAGAGUCACAGUUACCCGCGCCGCGCCCGGCGGACAAAGCGUCACCGGUCCACGCCGCACCUGGACGGGGCCGGAGGGGGCGCGGCCGGGGCGGAGGACGGAGACCUGGGGCUGCGCGCGGCCCGGGCGCGCCUGGCUUUCACCAGCACCGAGUGGAUGCUGGAGAGUACCGUGUGA
Molecule: messenger RNA, 2484 nt
Organism: Jaculus jaculus (lesser Egyptian jerboa)
Lineage: Eukaryota; Metazoa; Chordata; Mammalia; Rodentia; Dipodidae
Gene: Lrfn1
Product: leucine rich repeat and fibronectin type III domain containing 1
Exons: 5
Coding region: 172-2484 (770 amino acids)
Molecular function (GO): protein binding
Source: RefSeq, a predicted model, not a curated record